AAUGGACGAUUCACAAUUAGAUUUAGGAGCUUUAGAAGAUAUUGAUCCAAGUUUAGAAGGAGGAUUUAAAAUAUAAUUUGAUAGAGAAAUUCAUAUAGAAACAAGGUAGAUUUUAAAUGAAUAAUAAUUAAUUAGGGUUUAGGAUGCAAAUACUGGUCCAUAAGAAAUAGGGACAUUAGAAUUGGUUAGAGUGAAAAUUUUAGUUUAAGUUUGUUGUGUUGUAAUUAAAUUUAGGGAGAAUAACAAGCAUUCGAUAAUUUGAAAAUUGAGUUAACUAGUGAAACAGAUUUGUUUUUCAAUUAUAAUACAAUGUAUAAUUAAAUAUAAUAAUAGCAUAAAUAAAGAUAAUUAUAAAAGAAUAAGAGAAGAAUAAAAACUAACUAUUGAAUAUCCUCAAUUUUUAUAAAUGUUAAUCAAAUUGUUAAACUCAUGUCAUAAAGAGCCUAAUCAGUAUAAAUUUAAAUUGAUUAAGUUUUUUCUGUGUAUUCUUUAUGCAAUAAGAUGGAGCUGCAAGAUUAGAUUUUAUUGAAAAUUUAGAAUACAAAUUUAUGGAAAUGUUGUCAUUAGAUUUUAGUUCUGCUUCUGAAGAGACAAUUAGAUAAAAUGUUUCAUUUAGAUAUAAUUUAAUGAAAGCAAAAUUAUAAUUUGUUUAGAAUAGGUAUAAAGAAAUAAAAAAUUUUAUUAGAUUGAAUGACAUAGCCUCAUUGAUAAAAUUAAAGAAUCCUUCUUUAUUAGUAUAAAUUAAUAAAGCAUCAGCUGGUGUCAGUUAAAAUCAAAGUACUUAAAAUGCUAGCAAAUACUUGGGAUAAUCAAAAAAGAAUAAUACAUCAAAAUUUGUUUGAUU
This is a messenger RNA of Paramecium pentaurelia, 844 nucleotides long. NCBI's taxonomy places the organism in Eukaryota, Ciliophora, Oligohymenophorea, Peniculida, Parameciidae. The record is from the annotation of a GenBank genome assembly.